GGCGGGGCUUUGUCAGACCUCAGAGCCGAGCGCCGAGCACCAUUAUUCAGCAGGUCGGGGAAGCCGGGAAACAUGUUCCGUAACCAGUAUGACAACGAUGUGACGGUGUGGAGCCCCCAGGGCCGGAUCCACCAGAUCGAGUAUGCCAUGGAAGCCGUAAAGCAGGGCUCCGCCACCGUGGGCCUGAAGUCCAAGACUCACGCCGUCCUGGUGGCCUUAAAGAGAGCUCAGUCUGAACUGGCCGCACAUCAGAAGAAGAUCCUGAACGUGGACAACCACGUGGGCAUCUCCAUCGCCGGCCUCACCGCGGACGCCCGUCUCUUGUGUAACUUCAUGCGUCAGGAGUGUCUGGAUUCGCGGUUCGUCUUUGACCGUCCUCUGCCGGUGUCGCGCCUUGUCUCUCUGAUCGGAAGCAAAACCCAAAUUCCGACCCAGCGUUACGGGCGCAGACCUUAUGGAGUGGGACUUCUCAUCGCAGGAUAUGACGACAUGGGGCCGCACAUAUUCCAGACCUGCCCCUCUGCAAACUACUUUGACUGUAAAGCGAUGUCUAUCGGAGCUCGGUCACAGUCGGCGCGCACCUACCUGGAGAGACACAUGUCAGAGUUCAGUGACUGUAAUCUGAACGAGUUGGUUAAACACGGGCUUCGUGCAUUGAGGGAGACUCUUCCUGCAGAGCAAGAUCUGACGACAAAGAACGUUUCCAUCGGCAUUGUGGGUAAAGAGCUGGAGUUCACGAUCUACGAUGAUGAUGAAGUCGCUUCGUUCCUGGAAGGAUUAGAGGAGCGGCCACAGAGGAAGGUGGCGGCACCAGCAGAGGAUCCGGUGGAUAAGCCCGAGGAGCCCAUGGAGCACUAGAUUUAGGAUUAUUUUUAUACGUAUGUUUUCCGCAGCGGCCGCCUUCGUUCAGCCCCGGCGCGAUCUGCAUGGUGGGGGAGCGGCGUCUUUCUGUAAUUCCACAUUGUUACUAAACCAAUAAAGAAACAUUUUUUUCUU
This is a messenger RNA of Hyla sarda, 996 nucleotides long. It is a transcript of the gene PSMA1, whose product is annotated as proteasome 20S subunit alpha 1. The transcript is spliced from 10 exons. Gene Ontology annotation, cellular component: proteasome core complex; nucleus; proteasome core complex, alpha-subunit complex. Lineage: Eukaryota; Metazoa; Chordata; Amphibia; Anura; Hylidae. The record is from RefSeq and is a predicted model, not a curated record. The coding region runs from base 73 to 858 and encodes 261 amino acids. Gene Ontology annotation, biological process: ubiquitin-dependent protein catabolic process.